Molecule: messenger RNA, 1128 nt
Organism: Helobdella robusta
Lineage: Eukaryota; Metazoa; Annelida; Clitellata; Rhynchobdellida; Glossiphoniidae
Exons: 8
Coding region: 1-1128 (375 amino acids)
Biological process (GO): ubiquitin-dependent protein catabolic process
Cellular component (GO): nucleus; proteasome regulatory particle, lid subcomplex; cytoplasm
Molecular function (GO): endopeptidase activator activity; proteasome binding; ubiquitin binding
Source: RefSeq, a predicted model, not a curated record
AUGGCUAGUGGUGGAGCUCUGUUUGGUAACCUAGCGCGAAGCAACCAAAGCAAAAAUUUGGUGGAGUUUAAAGCCGGCAAGUCGAUAAUUAAAGGAAAAAUGGUUCAUCCAGACAAAAGGAAGGGUCUUCUGUACAUUUACCAGUCUGAUGACCAGCUGAUGCAUUUGUGUUGGAAGGACCGUUCUAAGGGCACUGUUGAGGAUGACUUGAUAAUCUUUCCUGAUGACAUUGAAUAUAAACAUGUGCCUCAAUGUACAACUGGUCGAGUAUAUUUGUUGAAGCUGAAGUCGAAUAAUAAAAAGAUGUUUUAUUGGAUGCAGGAGCCAAAAGCUGAUAAAGAUGCAGAGUUAUGGUCGAAGUUGAAUGAACAUCUCAACAAUCCACCCACUCCAUCAUCCAGUCGAAGUGCAGCAAGCAGUCUUCUGCCUGCUGAAUUAGCUGCUGGACUUACAGGUGACAGUACAGACAUUCACAACUUGCUAGGUAGCAUGGACCCCCAACAGAUGCUUCGGCUCAUAACAGGAAUGGGUAACAUGUCUUCAUUGUUGGGAAGUCGAUCCAGUUCUUCCAUGUCUUCUGAUUCUACUCCAUCCUCUCGAUUGACAUCAGCAACCGCUGUGGAGAGAACGAUACCUUCAUCUGUAAACACCUCAGCUGCAGCAACCACAACAGUUGCUAGCAGUACACCAGCCACCACUAUAAGUUCGGCAGCUCCCACGGUAAGCAAUGCUGCUUCAAAGCCUCCUACCCCUGCCAUUCUGCUCAGUGAUUUACAAAAUAUCCUAACAUCCAUGGGAAGUAUGUUUGAUGUAUUGAAAUCCAUAUCUCCUGAUGUUCUGCUACCUCUCCUGGCUGAUCCAAAGAUUCAGGAACGUCUUGUCCCAUUUCUACCUGAUGGUGAAGUUAUUCCAAAAACUGUUGAGGAACUCAAGGACACUGUUCACUCUCCACAAUUUCAACAAACUUUGAGAAGCUUUUGUGGCGCUUUACUGACUGGUCAGCUUGGUCCACUCAUUGCACAGUUCAAUCUGGGAGAGGAUGCGGUUGCUGCAGCUGAAAAAGGAGAUAUCUGUGCAUUUGCAGAAGCUCUCCAGAAGAAUUUCAAAAAGAAAGAUGAAGAAAAAUAA